CAAACGAUACUCGGUGCAGUGAAGUUGGAACGUAAUUCGCAGCAGUCACGAAGCAUAAUCGUAAAUUAUACGCGAUACAAGUUGAUAUUUUUUUCAUUUAUCCGGAGUGAAAGUUGAGUGGUUAAUCAUGUCAUCAAAGCCAGGAGAAAAAGCGCUGCUGGCGAUGAAGGAACUGGAAAAAUCGGUUGCGGUUUUCAAAAAACCUGCGCUGCCAAAAACAAAAAAGGAGAGGAAAAUUAUUUUGAAUGAGGAAACCUAUCUGGAAGAAAUGGCUAAAAUUAUACAACGUGACUUUUUUCCGGACUUGAAAAAAUUGAAAGCACAAAACGAAUAUUUAGAUGCGCUGGCAAGUAACGAUAUCGUGAAGUUACGUCAAAUAUUCUCCAAAUACAAUUCUAAAUCGCCUCUGAUAAGGGAACCUAGCCCCGCUACCUUCGAAACACCGCUUCCAAGUGCUUCUCUUGCUUCAGACGAACCCCCAUCGAUUCGAUCUACAAUAAGUACUAUCUCUACUAAAAGCAGUAAAUCGAUCGCCGAUAGACAUUCCUUGGAUUCAUUUCUGUUUAACUAUACCAGUGAAGACAAUGACAGUUUUCAAGAAAUUAUGGAAGCGGCGGAUAAGAAACUCCGGCAAAAAUUUGCAAUUCUCUAUGAAGCAGAAGGAACGAGUCGGUUGAACCUUGGUAAACAGCUAGCACUUCCAAGUAUUGAAAACCAAUUUGAUGAAAGGGAUAAACCCAAGGAACUUGACAUGUGGACUUACAAGAACAAAAACUACAUUAUGUACAUACCGGAUGGCGUGGCUCCAACUAGAGAAGAAGAAAUCGAGAUGGCCAAUAAGAAGCAAGAAAUUGAACAUAACAACACCCGACUGAAAGAGAAUCCGUUUAACGAGACGGAAAGUAAACAAGCUAUUACUGAAGCGGCCAAGUCGCAAGCUAAGUGUCUUCCCGAAAAAAUUGGCGUCGAUGGUAAACUUAUCGAAGCAUCGCUUACUCCGGCAGUUCGUGGAUUCAGUUUCGUCAAAAGCCCAUCACCUUGUCCAGGAGUGACAGACAGCCCUCUGUUUACAUGGGGAGAAAUAGAAGGAACACCAUUUCGUUUAGACGGUGGAGAUACCCCUCUGCAUCCUGCCUCAGCAGGUCCAUCAUUCCGGAUAGCGGAAACCUCCAAACGUGAGACGAUCGCUCUCCAGUUAGCCGAAAAGGCUGCCGAACAGUCCCGAUCAAAGAAAGCAAAAGCAAUUGAAGCAGCACGAAGAAACAUUGCCUCGCCGGUGAUCCGUAAUACAUUCGAUCGAUUGGCCAGCAUGUCUCCUGCAGCCCGCCGGUUAGCCACCAAUAAACUUGGUUUCAUCAACACCCCUAGCCCAAUGCGAACGCCAGUUAGCUCUACUUUGAAAACUCCAAGACUGCAAUCCCAAUUUGGCAGAUUAAGACCCACUCCUUCGCCUGCUGGAAUGGUACGAAGAAAAACGCCAUUGAUCGUUAACACUAAAGGUAGCAAUUCUCUCGAAGGACAAGAAUCGACUAGUGGAUCGGUUACGUUGACCGACAAUCUUCUGGAUAUUCCUUCGACCAGUAAACGACCGAAGGCUGCUGAUUUUUUCUAGGGUAGGUCAUUGUUAGAAAUAAAUGAAUUGUUAUUUGAACUUAUUGUUAAUAAGGAUAACAAUAUGAAUCUGGAACAAAAAAUGUUCAAAAGUAAUUAGUUCCAUUUUAAAGAGAAUAUAAACUAUA
This is a messenger RNA of Armigeres subalbatus, 1739 nucleotides long. It is a transcript of the gene Es2, whose product is annotated as splicing factor ESS-2 homolog. Lineage: Eukaryota; Metazoa; Arthropoda; Insecta; Diptera; Culicidae. Gene Ontology annotation, cellular component: catalytic step 2 spliceosome. Bases 128 to 1612 code for a protein of 494 amino acids. The transcript is spliced from 3 exons. The record is from RefSeq and is a predicted model, not a curated record.